This is a messenger RNA of Arctia plantaginis, 585 nucleotides long. NCBI's taxonomy places the organism in Eukaryota, Metazoa, Arthropoda, Insecta, Lepidoptera, Erebidae. The record is from the annotation of a GenBank genome assembly.
AUGUUUGCUUUCAAAAUAUUAAAUAUUGUUAAAUUAGGUCAACAUUUGAAGCCUCAUAGACUAUUCAAGUCCAAAUUGCCUGCAGUUCACAUUACACAGACGAGGUUGAAAAAUGAUUUAUAUGAACCUGAUUAUUUAAUUAGUAUGGAGCCAGAUGAGCCUGUGUAUGAUUGCCUCAACUUGCAGUUAAAGGGUUAUGACUUUACCCUUUUGGAGGCCUGUCAAAGCCAAAUACACAGAUAUGCAGAGGUUAUGGGCUUACAAGUAGAGGAAUGUUGGGCGACUCCUGCACAACAAUUAAAGGUUCAGCGCUUUAAACCUGGCGGGACUGCACUAGACGCAGAGUAUCAACUAAAUGUCUAUGAAAGAAAUGUGCAGGUAACUGAUGUUCCUGCCUGGGCAUUAGGCACUCUGUUACGAGUUGCACGCGCUGUGUUGCCGGAGGGCUGUACAUUAAGGGUGCACGAACACGCGAUUGAACACGAAGAAAUACGUUACGUACCCGACAACCAACUUAUUGACCUCAAACAACAACUACAAGACAUGGGCGGCAGUCGUGCUGAAAAGAGAAAGCAACGUCGAUAA